CUGAAAGAUUCAUCCGCACCUAUCUAUCGCAGGGUGGCGUCCCUCCAUCGACUCCUCACGGUCCUGCGGGUCGACGGAGACUCCACCUCACUUCGAUUCAGCUCCGAGGCGGGACGAAAUGGCGGCGACUUCGCCAUAUUUGGUUGUUCUCAUACUUUUGGGAUUCAUUUCGCCGUUUCUGCAUCAGAACUUAAUCAGUGAUGUAAAACUGCAGGUGGUGGGGGUGAAACUAUUUCCUACAAUUAGAUCUAGAUCUGAGAUUCUUCAGGAGUCAAUCAUCCAACAGAUAAAUACCAAUCACAGUGGAUGGGAAGCUGCCAUGAAUCCUCGCUUCUAUAAUUACACCAUUGGCCAAUUCAAGCACCUACUUGGAGUGAAACCAACACCAAAGUAUGAUUUGAAGGAUUUCCCUGUUAUUACUCAUACAAAUUCGUUGAAGUUGCCAAAGGAGUUUGAUGCGAGGACAGCUUGGCCUCAGUGUAUCACAAUUGGGAGAAUACUUGAUCAGGGGCACUGUGGAUCUUGUUGGGCUUUUGGUGCUGUGGAAUCUCUAUCCGAUCGGUUUUGCAUCCAUUUUGGCAUGAAUAUUUCACUGUCUGUUAAUGACCUCUUGGCAUGCUGCGGCUUUAUGUGUGGAGAUGGUUGUGAUGGGGGAUAUCCUAUCUAUGCAUGGCAGUACUUUGUUCAACAUGGUGUUGUUACUGAAGAGUGUGACCCAUACUUCGAUGAUGUUGGCUGCUCUCACCCUGGUUGUGAACCUGCAUAUCCAACUCCUAAGUGUGAAAAGAAGUGUGAAGAUAAGAACCAGCUGUGGUGGGAAGUGAAGCAUUUCAGUGUCAAUACCUACAGAAUCAAUUCCAAUCCUUAUGAUAUCAUGGCAGAGGUCUAUAAGAAUGGGCCUGUUGAGGUUUCGUUCACUGUCUACGAGGAUUUUGCUCACUAUAGGUCAGGGGUUUACAAGCACGUUACGGGAGACGUCAUGGGAGGCCAUGCAGUGAAGCUAAUUGGAUGGGGAACCAGUGAGGAUGGGGAAGAUUAUUGGCUUCUUGCAAACCAGUGGAAUAGAAGUUGGGGUGAUGAUGGUUACUUCAUGAUCAGGAGAGGAACAAACGAAUGUGGAAUCGAGGAAGAUGCAGUAGCUGGUUUGCCAUCAUCCAAGAACUUGAUUAGGAAGCACGGUGAUGUUGAUGAAAAUCAAGAUGCGCCCGGACUAUAACUGAUUUUAUCCACUAGCA
Telopea speciosissima is the source of this 1235-nucleotide messenger RNA. RefSeq names its product cathepsin B-like protease 3. Bases 119 to 1216 code for a protein of 365 amino acids. Gene Ontology annotation, molecular function: cysteine-type endopeptidase activity. The record is from RefSeq and is a predicted model, not a curated record. Gene Ontology annotation, biological process: regulation of catalytic activity. The transcript has 11 exons. Gene Ontology annotation, cellular component: lysosome. Lineage: Eukaryota; Viridiplantae; Streptophyta; Magnoliopsida; Proteales; Proteaceae.